UUAAUGCAGCGAAGAAGAACACCUGACAGGAAGUUUACAAAUGAACAAAUGUUUGCUAUGAUUUUCCCGCGCACAUGAAGUGGCCCGAGUCAUUUUCAGUCAACCACGCCAGGAAGAAUGGAUGAACUAUACUUAGACAACAUUGAUGAAUACAUACAUGAUCAAAAUCAAAUUGUGACUUACAAAUGGCUGAGUCUAUCGCUUGGUGUCCAUGUCAACCUUGCCAAACAGAUGCUCUACCAUUACUUAGACCGAUGCCGAAAGGAUGGAUCAAAAACUCCGCUUCAUGCCACCUACCUUGUCUCUGGAAAGUGUGUUCAGAACGGUAGCUUGUGUCACAAGGUGUCUGUUGUGCGCGAAGACAAACUUGAAGAUAUGAAGACGAGGAUGGAUCCGACAAUCAGCAUACAUGUAUACAGCAUUCAGAAAGCAGAGAUAAAAGACAGCAGCACUCUUUAUAGCACAGACUAUGAUGCCGUGAGAGAUAAUCUAAAACACUGCAACAAGUACAGUGCCAUCCAUUGUGCGGCAGCUGUUCCCAUGUCCCCUACAGAAUUGGAGUUGAUUCAAGAAAUACAACAGACCUCAUCCCCAGAAAAAGUCAGCAAAUCUGGAUUAACUGGUCAUGCUUCAGUUGCCAAAGCUAAUGUUAAAAAAAGUCAAGGGAUUAUGGGAAUGUUUGCAAACAAAAACACUGCGAAGAAUCAAGGGUCCAACAUAGAAGUGAAACUGGAGAAGAAAGACGACGCACCUUCGGUUGAAACCUUGGAAAGUAAACCUGCUGGCAUGGCUUCAGCUGUGAACAACUUUUUUGGAAAACCAACAAAAAAACAGGACAAAUGCAUCAAGAAAGAGGCUGAAUCGUCAGCACAGUCAUCUACGGUGGAGAGCAAACAUCCAAAGGAUGCAGAACUGCCAUCCAAAUCGGAUGAUGUCAAGGAGAAAGCACUUAAGGAUUCUAAAGCUAAGAGGGAAAAAAAGGACGUUAGGAGUAAGUCAAAGAGGCCUGAGCUGACUGAUAGUGAGGAUGAGAAGACUGAAAGCAGUAACAAGAAGAAAAGACGGAGGAUAAAGAAGCCCCGGUCAGACAGCAGUGAUGAUGAUGAAGCAGCCAUUGCAGAUUCACCAGCUAAACCUACUACGGUGACGACAGGAAGCCCUGAAAGCCAAGUGAAAGAAGAAUCCUUGCCAACUCUGGAAGUCUUUCCAGAAGGAAAGAAAAGGAAGAGGAGACGUGUUUUAAAGUCCAAAACAUCUGUUGAUGAGGAGGGUUGCAUUGUGACUGAGAAAGUCUACGAGAGUGAAUCAUACUCCGAGAAUGAUGAAGUGGUGACCAGCCAACCGAAAAGGUCUGUGCUGCCAGUCCCUGGGAAGAAAGAGGAAGGAAGAAAAAGUGCGAAGCGUCAAGCGUCAAAUAAAUCAUCUAAACAAGUCUCCAUCAUGGGAUUCUUCCAGAAGAAAUGAGCUCCACAGUUAUCUGUCAAACUUUAAGAUGUUUUUUUUUUUCUGUAAUCAGCUUCUGGUUGAUUAUCUUGUAUCACUCAAUAUAAAAUGUUUCUGGUGAAGUUGCUUCAGUUUUGUGGAGACAUUAAACUUGCUGUUUUUGUAUUGGCCAUUAGUUGUGUGCUGUAAGGGUUUACAUGGAUAUGUCACUUGUGAAACAAACAAAAAAAAUAGUUUUCAUUUUGAGGCAGUUGAAAUUCCCCUCUCAUGAUUUACUUGCAUGUUCUGUAUAGGUGGUCCUUAUUGUAGGAUUACAUGCAUGUGGUCAAAUGUGGGGCUAUUCUUUCAAAUAACAUUUCUGAUGGUACAUAUAACCCAAAAUGUCUGAAGGAAGUCAUUGAAAAUGGCCAUGUAUUUAAAUAUCCAAAAUCUAGCAAGGAAGCCAAUACCUUUUUAGGCUGCAGGAUAUUCCUCCUUAGUAUGAUUUUGAUCAAUUUGAUGAUGGAUUAUGAUUUAUGAUCAGCCUUUUUAAAAAUCUCAUAUUUGACAAGACUCUGACGCCACAUUAUUACCAUUAAUGAUUUGUGUAUUAAAAUGAAUUGUACUGUUCUGAAAAGUCA
Molecule: messenger RNA, 2063 nt
Organism: Clupea harengus (Atlantic herring)
Lineage: Eukaryota; Metazoa; Chordata; Actinopteri; Clupeiformes; Clupeidae
Gene: pold3
Product: polymerase (DNA-directed), delta 3, accessory subunit
Exons: 12
Coding region: 118-1464 (448 amino acids)
Biological process (GO): DNA replication; DNA synthesis involved in UV-damage excision repair; nucleotide-excision repair, DNA gap filling
Cellular component (GO): nucleus; delta DNA polymerase complex
Molecular function (GO): DNA-directed DNA polymerase activity
Source: RefSeq, a predicted model, not a curated record